Molecule: messenger RNA, 5318 nt
Organism: Cherax quadricarinatus
Lineage: Eukaryota; Metazoa; Arthropoda; Malacostraca; Decapoda; Parastacidae
Product: glycoprotein-N-acetylgalactosamine 3-beta-galactosyltransferase 1-like
Cellular component (GO): membrane
Molecular function (GO): N-acetylgalactosaminide beta-1,3-galactosyltransferase activity
Source: RefSeq, a predicted model, not a curated record
UACAGGCUACACCGGUAGUGUCCCUCUCUCACCCUUCACGCUCCAACACCCACCCCUUGUUGUGUCAUCCGUUAGUAUCAUCCACAUCCCCGUUGUAUCAUCCACAUCCCCGUUGUAUCCUUAGUAUCAUCCACAUCCCCGUUGUAUCCUUAGUAUCAUCCACACCCCCGUUGUGUCGUCCGUUAGUAUCAUCCACAUCCCCGCUGUAUCAUCCACAUCCCCGCUGUAUCCUUAGUAUCAUCCACAUCCCCGUUGUGUCAUCCGUUAGUAUCAUCCACAUCCCCGUUGUAUCAUCCACAUCCCCGCUGUAUCCUUAGUAUCAUCCACACCCCCGUUGUGUCGUCCGUUAGUAUCAUCCACACCCCGUUGUGUCGUCCGUUAGUAUCAUCCACACCCCCGUUGUGUCGUCCGUUAGUAUCAUCCACACCCCCGUUGUGUCGUCCGUUAGUAUCAUCCACACACCCACAUCCCCGUUGCAUCACCCACACCCACAUCCCCGUUGCAUCACCCACACCCACAUCCUCGUUGCAUCACCCACACUCCCACAUCCACCAUUGUAACAUCCGUUCCUAUCAUCCCACAUCCCAUCAAAUCAUCCGUUAACAUCAUCCAUACACCACCACCCUCCCAUAUCGAAAAUCUCAGCCACAACACAAGAUGGUACAGAAAAUAAUGUAUUGUGAAAACUGAGGGGAGAAUUCUGGAAAAAGAAGAGUAUUGUGGAAAUUUUAUCGCCAGUGACAGAAAUAUAUCGUAAAAAAAAAACGAGAAAAAAGUGAUAUUUGAGAAAUUUAUUUUUCAAAACAGAAAAUAUGACUUAAUAGAAAUUUAGACCGUACAGAAAAGCAGAAAACGUGAUAUAUUGAAAAAGUAUUAUAAACAGGAGCUACAGAAAACGUGAUAUAAAAAUAAUAAAUAGGAACUACAGAAAACGUGAAAUAUUGUACAAAAUUUAAACAGGAGCUACAGAAAACGUAUUAAUUCCUCUCUGGGCGUCUUCCUGCUCUCAGACGCUGCUAGGAUGGGUCGCCGGGCUGCGGUCACCGCCUGUGCUCGCACCGUCUCAACCUUCCUUUUUGGCUUUGGCUUGGGCUUUGUCAUCCACUUGUUAUCCAGUCUGUCCUUCACACUCUCCACCACUGACUCAGAGACCAGCGACAGUACACAACAAGAGAGAGGGUGGAGGUUGGAACAAGAGGCUCAACACCAGCAACUAAGAAACGGCUCACAGCUGAACUCUGCAGUACCAGAAGGUGUUCGCUUGCUGUGCUACGUACUAACAGGUCCCAGCACUCAUCACACAGCUGUACACGUCAAGAACACCUGGGCACAGCGCUGUGACAAGACUGUAUUCUACAGCACAGAGAAGGACGUCGGGCUACAGACAGAGGUGCUGGAUGUACCUGAGGGUUAUGGGUACCUCUGGGCCAAGACCAAAGGUGCCCUCUCCCACUUGCACCACCACUACCCUGACUACCACUGGUACCUGAAGGCUGACGAUGACACCUACGUCAUCGUGGAGAACCUACGUUUCUUCCUGAGGAAUCUCGACCCUGGGGAACCUAUCUACUACGGUGUCAAGUUCAGAAAGCACGUUAAGCAGGGCUACAUGUCAGGAGGUGGCGGGUAUGUGCUGAGUCGAGAGGCGGUGAGGAGGUUCGUGACGGAGGCGCUGAAGCUGCAGGAUCAGUCCAAGUGUGCGUCCAACACCUCCAGGGGAGCCGAAGACCUCCAGCUGGGUGUGUGCUUGGAGAGUGUGGGUGUAGCUGCUGGAGACAGUCUUGAUGACGAUGGUAAAUCAAGAUUUUUCAGUCACAGUCCCUUGGCUCUCUUCUACAAGCUGCCGCUUGUCAACAAGCUUCAUUGGUAUUGGAGAUACAUCUGGCAUCACCAUGGGGUGGGUCCUGACUGUUGCAGUCGUCAUCUUGUGAGUUUCCACGACGUUGAUCCCAGGAUGAUGUGGACGCUGGAGACUCUCCUCUACCGUCUGCACAUCCACAGGGACCUCCAGCCUCCACACCUCAAUACCUCCACUUCCACGCCUCCUCCACCGUCUCCUUCACCUCCACCACCGUUAGCCAGCCUCCAGAAGCCACCUCCAUCUCUCAGGACCAAUGGGAAUAAGUCUCUCUCUCUCUCUCUCUCUCUCUCUCUCUUAAUUUGCCGCUUGCUUGGCUCUCUCCGCCCUAGCCUCAAGGGACCUAUCGUACCUGCUCUUAAAACUAUGUAUGAAGCUUGCCACCACCUCUUCAUCAAAGUCAUUCCACUUCCCAGUCACCCUGAGCCUGAAGAAGUACUUCCUGACAUCCCUCUGGCUCAUCUGUGUCUUAAACUUCCAACUGUUACACUCUACCCGUUUUCCGCCUUUCAAACAAUCAAUGUCUGGCUAUCCUGUCAAUUUUCUCUGAGUACUUAGUAUGUUGUUAUCAUGUCUCCCCUGGUACUAUCCUGCAAUGCCACUGGAUUUAAUUCUAUUAGUUUCUGACCAACCAGGCUGUGGUUCGUACAUCAGCUUGCGUGCGGCCAGCAGUAACAGCCUGGUUGAUCAGACCCUGAUCUUCCAUGAGGCUUGGUCUCAGAGCCGCGGGGGCGUUCACCCCCGAAACCUUCUCCGGGUAAACACAAAUCACACCACUCAGCUCUGGAAUCUGCAUCGUUGCAUACCUCUGCAGUUCCUCCAGCUACCAUGCUGAUAUAUGUUGUAUAAAGUGCCCAGGUUGGCUCUUGGUUGAGAUUCCUGAAGGCUACUCUUAGAUUUGCCAGAUAAGCAUGGGCUACAUGGUUUAUUUUCCAGAUGCGAGCCUCUGGUGAUAUACUUGGCACUAUGUUUACCCUUACGUCUUUCUCUCUGAUUUAGGUCUUUGCUUCUGUUCCCCUAGGCUAUACUCUGUGUCCAGUCUUCUUGCCCCUUGCGCAAUCUUCAUAACCUUGUAUUUGAUGGAGUUAAAUUUAAGCAACCGUUUAUCUGACCAGUCUUGCAGUUCGUCCAGAUUCUUUCCGUGUCCUCGCCUGUCUUGAGUCUUCUCAUUAGUCUUACAUCACCAGCAAUCAGAGAUACAUGUAAUUCAAUCCCAUCUGGAAUACCAUUCAGAAACAGUACUGGCCCUAAUACCUCUCCUUGCGGCACCCUGCUUGUCACACUUCCCCAUUCUGACAUCUCUUCCCUUUUCAGUCUUCGAUUCCUUCCUCUAAGUUACUCUUUGGUCUACUGGAGUACGUUCCCAGUUAUUCCUGCCUGCAAUUCAGGUUUUAGCUUCAGUCUCAUGUACAGAACAAUAUCAACUGUCUUCUUGCAGUUGGGUAUCUUUAUUGAUUAAACGUUUCGCCUACACAGUAGGCUUCUUCAGUCAAAUACAAAGGGAGCAGUAAAAAUGAAUUAAAGUGAUGUAAUCAGUCCGUCAACCUUGGAGAAAAAGUAUUUGAGGUGGUCAGUCCCUCAAUCUGGAGAAGAGUUCAGCUCAUUUCUUAUGCUCCUUUUUUAUAUGACUGAAGAAACCUACUGUGUAGGCGAAACAGUACCUGAGGUAUUGAAGCAAAUUCUUAGAUGGCUUUGGGAAAAGGGUUGGACAUAUGGGUGGAUGGGAGGGAUUACUUUUGAGAAGGACCUGCCUUGUAUGGGCCAGUACUCUUACGUUCUUUAUUGAUACAGAUUGCCAUCUCUGCAGACGUGCUGAUUACUGAAGACUGAGACACGUGUUCAACAUUGAUGAAUCUUUACUGAGGAAACGUUUCGUCAACCAGUGACUUUUUCAGUCCAGUAGAGAGAACUAUGGGAGAUGAGGAGGUGUUUGAGGUUAAUCAGUCCCUCAGCCUGCAAAAGAGUUCAACUCCAUGGUCUGGAGCGAUAUUGUUCCAAAUCAUGGAGCUGAACUUUUCUCCAGGCUGAGGGACUGACUGCCUCAAAUACUGUAUCUGCUGCCUCCAUAUUUGACUGAAGACGCCUACUGUGUAUGCGAAACGUUUCAGCAAUAAAGAUACACAACUACUGCAAAUGUGUCAAAAUCAUUAUGAAAGCCCUUCUCUACUAGCCUUGUAUCACUCUCCUGACAGCUUUCUCCAGUAACUUACAAAGUGUGAGCGUCGGAGAAACUGUCUGUAGUUCGCUGCUUCCUGUCUGUCACUUGUCUUAAAUACAGUGAUUAUAUGAACUGUCUUCUAGAUCUCUGGUAACUGUCCCGUAUCACUUGACUUGUAGAUUGUAGCUAGUGGUUCACACAGUACUUCCGCCUUUUCUCGUAGAAUCCAUAGUGACAUCUUGUCAGGUCCGGUUGAUCUUCAUGUAUUGAGAUCCAUUAUAAAUGUCAUAAUAUUUUUGCCCUGUUGUGUGUUUGUCAUCCUCUCUUCCUGUUGUGUGUUUGUUUUCCUAUCUCCCUGUUGUACGUCUUCUCAUCUUCCUGUUGUGUAUAUGUUUUCCUAUCUCCCUGUUGUACGUCUUCUCAUCUUCCUGUUGUGUGUGUUUUCCUAUCUCCCUGUUGUACGUCUUCUCAUCUUCCUGUUGUGUGUUUGUUUUCCUAUCUCCCUGUUGUACGUCUUCUCAUCUUCCUGUUGUGUAUAUGUUUUCCUAUCUCCCUGUUGUACGUCUUCUCAUCUUCCUGUUGUGUAUAUGUUUUCCUAUCUCCCUGUUGUACGUCUUCUCAUCUUCCUGUUGUGUAUAUGUUUUCCUAUCUCCCUGUUGUACGUCUUCUCAUCUUCCUGUUGUGUAUAUGUUUUCCUAUCUCCCUGUUGUACGUCUUCUCAUCUUUCCUGUUGUGUAUAUGUUUUCCUAUCUCCCUGUUGUACGUCUUCUCAUCUUCCUGUUGUGUAUAUGUUUUCCUAUCUCCCUGUUGUACGUCUUCUCAUCUUCCUGUUGUGUAUAUGUUUUCCUAUCUCCCUGUUGUACGUCUUCUCAUCUUCCUGUUGUGUAUAUGUUUUCCUAUCUCCCUGUUGUACGUCUUCUCAUCUUCCUGUUGUGUAUAUGUUUUCCUAUCUCCCUGUUGUACGUCUUCUCAUUUUCCUGUUGUGUGUCGCCAAGUACCUGUGUCCCGUGCUCUCAAGACUAUCUCGUAUUGGUCCUGUUUCAACUGGCAGAACCUUUUCCAGUCGUCAGAUCAGCACUACACGGACUUCCUUUGUACUAACCUAUUUGUGGUUGCAGGGGUCGAAUCACAGCUCCUGGCACCGCCUCUUCUCUGGUCGCUACUAGGUCCACUCUCUCCCUGCUCCAUGAGCUUUAUCGUGUGAUGAAUGGUUUGAAAAACCCACAAGUUGAAGAUUGAGACACUUAUGCAGCAUAUGGGAAUCUUUAUUCAGGAAACGUUUCGCCACACAGUGGCUUCAUC